Messenger RNA from Naegleria fowleri, 1446 nucleotides. RefSeq lists its product as uncharacterized. The coding region runs from base 1 to 1446 and encodes 481 amino acids. NCBI's taxonomy places the organism in Eukaryota, Heterolobosea, Eutetramitea, Acrasida, Naegleriidae. The transcript has 3 exons. The record is from RefSeq and is a predicted model, not a curated record.
AUGGCCUCCAUUGACUACUACAACAUUCUACCCGAAACGAGUUCGGAUCGUCAUGUGGGUUAUCUCUUUGGAUGGCUUUGUCUUGUCAACAGCGCCUGUGUCAUGAUCUUUUUAUUGGUCGUUGCUGUUGCCAUUUACACAUUGAAAGGUUUUCGAUUUCACAAGAAAGUUUCAACGACUUCGGGACCUCGUUUGAAAUCUCAAUUUCUCAAGAAACGAGUAUUCAAUCGAUUACGAGAUCCUUCUCAAUUCAUUUUCGAAUCCUACGGCUUUAAAUUCCCUGUCACCGUCUGUCUCUACAUUUAUCGAAUUUGUGUGGCCAUUAUUGCCAUUGUGAGUUUAGUUUUGAAACGAGUGUUAGAACCACAAGAUACCUUUGUGUUUCUUUCAUUUCUUACCAACUGUUCAGUCAUUAUCUUGACCGUCUAUUACACCAUUCAUGCAGUGCUGGGAAUGUUUUAUUUCAUUUUCUUUAACAAGUUUUAUCACAAGACAGUGGGAAUUCCAAAAUUGAAAAAAACACAUUCGAGAAUGGUGACCGUGAUGAGAGGAAUUUCGAAUGCAAUUUGGUUGAUGGGAGAACUUUCCAUUUCAUCGACUGUUUUAAUUUGUAUUGGUUAUUGGAUUUUGACUUCAUUUGAAUCAACUGAACCGAUCAGUACACGAUAUUUCAAUAUUUACUUUCAUGCAAUCACUGGAAUUUUGAGCUUGAUUGACUUUUUCUUGUCAAACAUGGUUUUUAGAUUUUGGCACUUGUUUAUUUCCAUUCUAUUUCCUGCAUUUUAUAUUUUCUGGCUUUUACUGAUUGUUGAAAUGCGAUGGCUCACUGUUUGGCCUUACAGUCCAGUCAAUUAUUUCAUGAUGCCAUGGUUAGCAUCUUCUACCUUUCUAUUUUUCACUUAUUUGGCCUAUGUUGCCAUUUUUGCCUUUUUUGUUCUCGUCUCAAAAAUCAGAACUAGAAUUCUCAUUCGAUGGAUUUUGAAGGAUAUCGAACAUGAGGAAACAGAAUUACUGAAACAAGCUCAAGAUCAGGAAUUAGCGAUGACCUAUCGAUCACCUCCAGUGAAUACUGAAAUUUCUCCUCGAUCAUUGAAUUCUUCCUCUUCUCGAAGAGGAUCAAUCUCCUCUCCACUUGUCACACCCACAACAACAGAUGUGACAUCACCAUCCAUUUUUGAGCGUCCUAAUAUAUUUUCCAAGCUUACCAUUGCAGACUUGACACCUGAAGAAUUCGGUGGAAAUGUCGAAUUUUCUGAAACGAAUAGUUCUACACAUUCUUCAGAACAAGCAUCGACAAGUGCCUCGAAUUCACCUUUGACAAUUUCUGCCUUCACAGCACCUGUUCGGUUUCAGACCAGUGAAGAACGAUUGAAUAGUUCGACGACACUUCUCAAAUCAGUGCUCACUAAAAAUCAUACGAAUAGCUUUUCUGGAAAUUUAAUUUAA